This is a messenger RNA of Cottoperca gobio, 993 nucleotides long. RefSeq names its product glycoprotein IX platelet (gene gp9). The coding region runs from base 126 to 893 and encodes 255 amino acids. The record is from RefSeq and is a predicted model, not a curated record. The transcript has 2 exons. NCBI's taxonomy places the organism in Eukaryota, Metazoa, Chordata, Actinopteri, Perciformes, Bovichtidae.
CACUGACGUAGCUCUGUAUUGGGUGUGCGAUUCUUCACUUACAAAACAGGAAUUCCUUGAGUUCAAGAGAACGCUUAAGCUCCAACAUUGGACUAAAACAAUGACCAUAUAAUUACAUUUUAAGGAUGACUGGCACCACAAGAGUCAACUUCCAAGUUGGUUUGACUUUAAAAGGAUGCUUCCUUGCCUGGGCCACAUCAAGCGCACACAUUACUGGUCAACCCUGCCUAUGUUCAGCCCUCCUGCCUGCAGGUCUGCAGGUCAACUGCAGCUCUUUAAACCUCAUGCAGCUGCCUCAUCUGCCCUCCGACACCACAGAGCUCUAUGUGCAGGACAACCUGCUCACCUCAGUGUCUCCAGGCUUUUUUGACAGACUUGUUGGUCUGAAAAAGGUCUCACUAUCUGGGAACCCCUUCCACUGUGACUGCAGGAUCCAAUACCUGAGGAGCUGGUUGCUGAGGAACAGGGCUGUUGUCUCCAAAGAGCCCGUCUGUGCCAGUCCAAGCUCUGUGGCACAGAGAGCCAUCACUGAACUCAGCGAGGACUACUUUUCUUCCUGUUCCCUGGCUGUCUGUACUGAAGGGACUUAUGACACGGUGAUGGGAGUGAUGCUAAGCUGCCUCAUCGUCCUGCUUCUGUGGAGCUUGAGACUGGCCAAAACGGCCACCUUCACUCUGUACAUACACGAGAGACAUUCGGGAUUCGAGAGCGACUCUUUGCGCUCACUGAAGCCCAAACACAGGAGGAGGCUGCACACCGCACAGUCAGAGGUCAGCGCGGAUUCUCUCACCAUCGCAGACGUUCAAAAAGAGCCACUUAUAAACAUGGAGUUACUGCCACAGGUACUGGAUGUGCUGCACAAGAAGCACAAUAUAAAGAUAAAGGCUACCUGAGGGACUUAAUACAGUGGAAUUACUCAACAAUAGAGUGGAGGGCAGCACAACAGAUUCUUUUGUUUGUUGCAAUAAAGUUGUUUUUAAUGCUGAACUGUUA